Bursaphelenchus xylophilus (pine wood nematode) is the source of this 1153-nucleotide messenger RNA. NCBI's taxonomy places the organism in Eukaryota, Metazoa, Nematoda, Chromadorea, Rhabditida, Aphelenchoididae. The record is from the annotation of a GenBank genome assembly.
AUGCGGUCGGCUCAAUUUUUGGGCGUUUUGGUCCUCUCCGCAUGCUUCGCCAGCACCCACGCUGAGUGGUGGACUCACGGAAGAGUAACAAGCAAGGAUUUCCCGAAUUUCAAGGGAAACUAUAAAGUCGUAAGCGUAUUUUUUUUUUUUGGCAAAUGUUCCGUCGUAUAAAAUGUCACCUAUUAGAAACGUCUUCUUCGAUAUAAAAAAACGUUAGAGAUCUAGUUUUUAUAGACUAUAUACUUAUGUUCUGCAGCGGUUUUGAUUUUUUUGCAAAGGCGACAUUGUAUACGAUGAAAAGUUUCUGAAAAAUUCUUGGGUGUAAAAAUAUAAAAAACAUAUUCUGACGUACUUUGCAUAUCUUCAGAACGUCUUCAUCAUCCCCGAUCAAUUUUUGGGUUCUUGUGGAGAGACCAAGACGGAUGUGAAUGGCUACUAUAGCAUCAAAUGCACCCCUUUGAUUGUCCCUUUCACUGAUCCGUACAAGACCGUCCGAGUGUAAGUUUGAACGGCUUUUAUCGUCUAUUUGAAAGUUUUGGUGAAGUCUCGUUCUUUCGCUGCAUUCAAAAAUAAAAAUUUUCUCCUAGCUGCGCCCGAGCUUUGACUUGAACUUGUUUUUUGGCAAGAUCUUGAUGGUUCUUCUCUUUCGAAGUCCAAGACGAGUUGUAGGAAAGCUAUUAAACGCUCUGUAGAUCCCUGAAAUUUCAUUUUACAACCUUUUUCCGACAAGUUUUGGUUGAAGUCUGAUCUUUUUAUUUUCAAUUCUCUGCAGCCUGCGGAGAAAAAGCGGCAAAAUUGAAAUUUUCAGGCGAAUUGGAAUUUUUCCCCGCCCUUUUGAAUAUAAUUAAGUUUCAGAAUGGCUAAACAAAUUAUAAAAAAAAGAUAAUAGGCCGAAGCUCGGGCGCGACUCGGAAAAAUUUUUUUUAUAUUUUUUUUCUGUAUUGGGCCAAAGAUGGAGUUAUCUAAAAAAGCACACAGUUUUUGUAUAUCUGUUUUGCUCAAAAAAGCUGUCCAUUUUUUUAGUUGCCAUCGCAUCUACGGAGACUGCCUCUGCAAGACCAUUAAGCCAGUCCGCACCAAUCGGCUGGACGUUCAAAUCAGCCCAAAAGAUGAUGUCGACAAGAACGACUGCUCCAAACAGAAAUAUCCAUAG